Molecule: messenger RNA, 909 nt
Organism: Frieseomelitta varia
Lineage: Eukaryota; Metazoa; Arthropoda; Insecta; Hymenoptera; Apidae
Product: ras-related protein Rap-2a-like
Exons: 4
Coding region: 1-801 (266 amino acids)
Cellular component (GO): plasma membrane
Molecular function (GO): calcium channel regulator activity; GTPase activity; GTP binding
Source: RefSeq, a predicted model, not a curated record
AUGGUAUCGAAUGGAGGAGAAGGCGAAGCGAGGUUCCGUUUUGAACUCUCUGUUUCAUUCUGUUUUCUUGCCGGUCGAUACCGAGUCUCGUGUCAGAGUCUGCUCGCGUGUUUCAGCUCGGCGUCGCAGCUUUCGGGGAUGGAGGCUGAAGAGGACACGAGCAACGAACGAGUGGCCACUUACAAGGUCGGCAUGCUGGGCGCGUCCGGGGUUGGGAAAACCGCCCUCACUGCUCAGUUCACCACCAGCGACUACAUUUGCGCCUACGACACUUCUCUCGACGAGGAAUACGGGCAGAAAAGUGUCUCCGUGAUGCUCAACGGCCAAGAAACAGAACUAGAAAUCAUAGAUCAUCCCGCAGCGGAGAUGUCGGUCGAAACAUUUUGCUCGACGUACAGCCCGGACGUUUACGUGGUAGUUUACUCGGUGGUGGAUAGACGAAGCUUGAAAAUGGCCGAGGAGACGUUGUUGUAUCUGUGGAAGAGUGAUUACAUGGCUAGCCGCGGCGUGAUACUCGUUGGGAACAAAGUUGAUCUCGAGCGAAAACGGGAGGUCCCAUCUGUUGUUGGCCGACGUUUGGCAAACAACUGCGGCUGCAAAUUCAUCGAAACUUCGUCGGGGCUUGCCCAUCACGUGGACGAGCUGCUGGUCGGCAUAUUAGCGCAGAUCAAGCUGAAUCCGCAACGUGAUCGCGACCAAGCAACCAGACGGAGACGGAACAAGCAUCGCCGGAGAAUCUUGAAACACCUGUUGGGCUUCAAGAGGAAAACGAAGAGCUGCGAGGACUUGUUCGUUCUCUAACGUUCUCCACGGAAACUCGAAACAAGCCGCUAAGAAUACCUAAAACGUUCGAUUCGUCCAUCAUCGUUUUUUUUUUUUUUUCUUUUUCUUCUCCUUUUUUUUUUUUUU